Molecule: messenger RNA, 2559 nt
Organism: Eublepharis macularius
Lineage: Eukaryota; Metazoa; Chordata; Lepidosauria; Squamata; Eublepharidae
Gene: FOXC1
Product: forkhead box C1
Exons: 1
Coding region: 738-2465 (575 amino acids)
Biological process (GO): regulation of transcription by RNA polymerase II; cell differentiation; anatomical structure morphogenesis
Molecular function (GO): DNA-binding transcription factor activity, RNA polymerase II-specific; RNA polymerase II cis-regulatory region sequence-specific DNA binding
Source: RefSeq, a predicted model, not a curated record
AGAGUCUUGCGAGUGCGUAAAAAAGUCCUCGCCUGGGUGACGGAUGCUCAAAAGUUCAGAAGUUUUUCCAAAUGCGUCCCCGAGCAGCUCGCGGCUGAGAACCGGAGAGUGACGGGAAAGGAGAGACCCGGGCGGCGCUUGCAAGCCGAGAUCGCUAGGCGAAGGUGGAUAUUUCCUCUCCUCUUCCUGCUUGAGAAAGAAAAAAUACGCCGUCCUGAUCUUUCCCCCCCAGCCUGCUGUUUGCUCCGCUCGGGUCCUGCUCUCUUUUUGUGCCCCUUUGGAGCCAACCUGUUGCAGAGUUCAGCGGACGAAGAAGCGGGAAGGACGCUUAGGAGUUGCCAGAAGGGCUCCGGGAGGAGCGCGCGUCGCUGUUCCGCCGCGAUGGAAGUCCAGGGCUCGUCCUCGCUUCGGGGGAGCGUCGGCGCCCCGUCCUAAGGCGGCCAAGGCGACUCCUGCCCCGGCGCCCGGCGGCUUUUGAUUCUUUUCAUUGUUGCACGCCCGAGCGGGGGAGGGGAGGGGAGAAGCGCCGGAGGCCCCCCCCGCCUCUCCCCCCUCCCGCCUGGGAAAGCAGGAAGAUCCUGGUCGCCUCUCCGGGUUUCUACGUCCUUGGCUCUGGAGCUGCGGAGGGGUGGAGGGGGGCAAGCAGCGGCGGCGGCGGAGGAGGCGGAGGAGGAGGCGGCGGCGGAGGAGCGGGCCGGUCUGCUGCUUGGCCCGGCUGGGCGGCGGGGAGGGAGGCCAUGCAGGCUCGCUACCCGGUCUCCAGCCCCAACUCGCUGGGAGUGGUGCCCUACCUCGGCGGCGAACAGAGCUACUACCGGGCGGCGGGCGGCGGCUACGCGGCCAUGCCGGCCCCGAUGAGCAUGUACUCGGCCCACCCGGCGGCCCAUGAGCAGUACGCGGGCGGCGGCGCGGGCGGCGGCGGCAUGGGCCGGCCGUACGGACCCUACCCGUCGGCGCCGCAGCCCAAGGACCUGGUGAAGCCGCCCUACAGCUACAUCGCGCUCAUCACCAUGGCCAUCCAGAACGCGCCCGACAAGAAGAUCACGCUCAACGGCAUCUACCAGUUCAUCAUGGAGCGCUUCCCCUUCUACCGCGACAACAAGCAGGGCUGGCAGAACUCCAUCCGCCACAACCUCUCGCUCAACGAGUGCUUCGUCAAGGUGCCCCGCGACGACAAGAAGCCCGGCAAGGGCAGCUACUGGACGCUCGACCCGGACUCCUACAACAUGUUCGAGAACGGCUCCUUCCUGCGCCGCCGCCGCCGCUUCAAGAAGAAGGACGCCGUCAAGGACAAGGAGGAGAAGGAGCGCCUCCACCUCAAGGAGCCGCCGCCGCCGCCGCGGGCCCCGCCGCCCGAGCAGCCGCCCCCCGUCCGCCUGCAGGACAUCAAGACCGAGAACGGCGCCGCCUCGCCCCCGCACGCCGUCUCCCCGCUGGGCGGCGCCCCCGUGCCCAAGAUCGAGAGCCCCGAGAGCUCCAGCACCAGCAGCCUCUCCAGCGGCGGCGGCGGCGGCAGCCCGCACCGGGGCGGCGGCGGCAGGGCGCUGGGCCUGGACCCCGGCCCGGUGGCGGCGGAGCCCCAGGCGCCGCCGCCGCCGCCGCCGCACCACGCGCACCACCACCCGCACCACCACCCCCAGCAGCCGGGCGGCGGCGGCUUCAGCGUGGACAACAUCAUCAUGAGCUCCUUGCGCGCCUCGCCGCAGGGCCCCGGGGAGCUGCUGGCCCUGCCGCCCGCCUCCACCGCGGCCUCCCGGCCUGCCGCCCUCCCGCCGCCCUCCCUGGCCCUGAGCAGCUGCUACGCGCCGGCGCCGGCGGGCCAGAGCGCGCUCUACAGCGCCCCCUGCAGCCAGGGCGCCAGCACCACCGGCAGCCACAGCAGCGCGGGAAGCGCCGCCGCCACGCAGGCCGGGGGAGGAGGCGGCGGCGGCGGCAGCUACCACUGCAACCUGCAAGCCAUGAGCCUCUACGCCGCCGCCGCCGCCGCUGCAGCCGCCGCCGCGGGGGGAGCGGGCGGCGGCGGAGGCGGCGAGCGCGGCGGAGGCCAGCUGGGGGGCAGCCCGGUGGAGCAGGACCCGCUGCCCGAGUACAGCCUGGCGGCCAGCAGCAGCAGCAGCGCCUCGUCGCUCAGCCUCAGCCCGCCCGAGGGGCACCCGCAGGGCGGCGGCCGCCUGGCCUCCUGGUACCUCAACCAAGCCACGGCCGUGGGGGAGCUGGCCCACUUGGCGCCCGCCGCGGCGGCGGCAGCGGCGGCGGCGGCUUCCUCGGCCUCGCCCGGCUACCCGAGCCAGCAGCAGAACUUCCACGCCGUGAGGGAGAUGUUCGAGUCCUCGCAGCGGCUGGGCCUGGCCAACGCGCCCGUCAACGGCGGCGGCCCGGCCAGCAGCUGCCAAAUGGCCUUCCCGGGCAGCCAGGCCCUCUACCGCCCCUCCGGCGCCUUCGUCUACGACUGCAGCAAGUUCUGACCGGAGGCGACGCCCCCCGGGACGAGCCAAGCCGCCGAAGCGCCCCUCAAAAACUCUUUAUGUACAAAGACAGCAACUUUUUGUAUUGCUCUGG